CACAAGGGCAUGAUAUACUUCCAGUGAUCUUUUUUCAUCUUUUCUUACCCCUUAUAGCUUUGUAUACACUUCAAGGUCAUUGAAUAACUGACUACCACGCUCUCUGAGCAAGAUAUGACCGGAAAUGGCUUGCUAGUGUGGUUUCUUGUAUUAGUUGUUUCUGCGGUUAGUGCCUUUGACCCAGUCCCGGACAAAGGAGAAAAUGUUUGUUCGUACGAUAGACACAGGUACGAGUUUGCCAUGCGCAGAAACGUGACGUCACUGAAGAGAAUAGAUAUCGUGAGCUGUGGGUUGCCGGGAAGCCCCGACAUGCAGUGCGAACAGAUCAGGUAUGAAACAACGGUUAGUUGGUUCCCAGUUCGCCGCAGACUUCACUUCCGAGUAUUUAACUGUUGCCCAGGGUGGCGUGGGUACGAGAAAGGCAAAGGCUGUAAAGAAGAGAUUCCAUGUGAAGUGAGUCUCCCUCAGAAAGCACCCCAUCACUGCCGCAUCAAGCGAGCCCAGGGCCUCACGGCACGACAAGGGCUGUACAAACUGGGUUCUUUGGCGGGCCUUCCCUUUGCCCUAGGAGACAUGGAGGCGAUGAAACUGGUCAACAUCAGUCUUGCAGACCCGUUCACAAAUAGAUGGAUGAGUCUCUAUAUUCAUAUGUUGAGGAAGAACCUUAAGCUGAUGACGGAAUUUGUUAAAACGGAACGCAAGGAGUUCACCACAUACAAGGAGUACGAGGACGUAUAUUACUACUUCUUGAAUCAGAUACAAGAACCCAUGCAGCUGCGGAGGUAUUUCCGCUUCCCGUACGACACGUUACCUUUUAAAAGCACCAUCAACAAUCACACGUGGAGAGAAGAUCAAGUGUUUAGCGAGAUGAGACUUGCAGGGCUUAACCCCAUGUGCCUCACUAAAGUGACCGGUGACCACGAAUCAAACGGAGUGAAAUGGUCAGAACUAAGAAGACGCCUGAACCCGCAGUUCGAUUGGGAAAAGAUGCUACAAGUCGCGGCGAGUCGAUCUGCGCCGGUCUCUAUGAUCAUCAACGAUGGGUCAGUGUUCGUGUGCCAAUUCCCCGAGUUCGAUAACUUACCCACCGUCCCUGAUAUCAUGGAACCCAGAUCAUUUCGGCGAAUGUGGAAGCCGAAGUCGCCGAUAGCGCUAUUCAUGUCCCGACCAGGGAGGGGUGGGGAGGCACAGGUUGUACCAUUGGCUAUACAGCUGGACAGUGUACCAGAUUCUCCGGUAUACACCCCUGAAGACGGUGACCUGUGGACUUUAGCAAAAGAGUCAUUUGAAGUAACGGACUACGCUUAUGUAGAAAUGGUGGAACAUCUACUCAAAACUCACCUAAUGAUGGAGCCCUUCUGCGUGACGAUAAAACGCCAUCUUGCGACCGACCACCCACUGCAACAAAUCCUAAGAUAUCACUGCAGGGGGUUGUUGCCCACGAACAAGAUCGGUUUGCCCAAGCUUGUAGACGACAAGGCGUACAUGCACCAGCUCUUUGCUAUCGGUAAUUCAGGAGCGGUGCAACUCCUCGUGCGGGCGUACAUGACGAUGACGUGGAAAGACACAGACUUCCGGGGGAAGAUAAGGGCCAGAGGCAUGGACGAUACAGACAAUGUACCUUACUUUCCGUAUCGCGACGAUGGCGAGCUGAUCUACGCGGCUAUCGAGAAAUUUGUCGGCGGUUAUCUCAAUCAUUACUAUGGCAACGAUAGAGACGUCGAAGAUGACCAUGAGCUGCAGGCGAUGGCGAAUGAGAUGUCCGCAUCCGGGAGGGGCGUGGACGGGGGAAAAGGCAAGCUUCGCGGUUUCCCCGCGCAUAUCUCAAGCAUUGCAGAGCUCCAGGCGGUCCUUACUCGUCUAAUAUGGACCAGCAGUGGGCAGCACGCCGCGGUUAACUACGCCAUAAGCGCAUAUGGCGCCUACACUCCAAGCAUGCCGACAAAGAUUUACGACGACCAACGUAUCGCUAACGACAAGUUUGACAUCAAACGACUUCCAAACGCCAAUUUAGCAGCGGUACAAGCUGGUGUCGCUAUGAGUCUUGGGUCCCUUCACCUCGAUGACUUGUUCGACUACGGCACGGGUCUCCGUGACAAACCGGCACGUGAUCUCGUCCAAGAAGCUUUCAAAUAUCUGACGGAAGUGAUUAGACCUGCCAUGGACGCGCGCAACCGGAAGCGACUACAAGACGGCCAUCUGACCUACCCUUUUCUAACCCCAGGAUGGGUCCCUAAUAGCAUAUGUACCUAGACAGGGGCCGUGAUGCGGUGGUUAAUAGAGGACCUUUACUCUCAAAGUCCAUAGUAUGGUUGUUGUUUUAUUUAGAAGUCUAUUUCUCAUUGGCCAAGAAGCUAAAUUGUGAAGAAAAUCUUAAUAAAAGUUAUCAUUCGACACGGGA
Nematostella vectensis (starlet sea anemone) is the source of this 2401-nucleotide messenger RNA. RefSeq names its product polyunsaturated fatty acid 5-lipoxygenase. Gene Ontology annotation, molecular function: metal ion binding; oxidoreductase activity, acting on single donors with incorporation of molecular oxygen, incorporation of two atoms of oxygen. The transcript is spliced from 14 exons. Gene Ontology annotation, biological process: lipid oxidation. NCBI's taxonomy places the organism in Eukaryota, Metazoa, Cnidaria, Anthozoa, Actiniaria, Edwardsiidae. The record is from RefSeq and is a predicted model, not a curated record. Bases 115 to 2253 code for a protein of 712 amino acids.